This is a messenger RNA of Neltuma alba, 1324 nucleotides long. RefSeq names its product cysteine protease XCP2. Gene Ontology annotation, biological process: proteolysis. The transcript has 4 exons. NCBI's taxonomy places the organism in Eukaryota, Viridiplantae, Streptophyta, Magnoliopsida, Fabales, Fabaceae. Bases 120 to 1163 code for a protein of 347 amino acids. Gene Ontology annotation, molecular function: cysteine-type peptidase activity. The record is from RefSeq and is a predicted model, not a curated record.
AACUUUUCUUUAAAGCGACAUCCUAAACAUAACCUACAUAAACCACCCCUGCCUCAUCCCAUUCUUCCACACCUCUCCUCCUUUAUUUCUUGUUCGUAUCCAUUACCCAAUUCCCUGCAAUGGCCUUCUCCAAGUCACUCGUCUUUCUCUGCUCCAUCUGCUUUUGCGUGUCCCUGGCUUUAGGCCGUGAUUUUUCCAUCAUUGGCUACUCUCCCCAGGACUUGAAAUCCAUGGAUAAGUUGAUUGAGCUGUUCGAAUCAUGGAUGGCAAAACAUGGCAAGAUUUACGAGAGCAUCGAGGAAAAGUUACGCAGAUUUGAUAUUUUCAAAGAUAACUUGAAGCAUAUUGAUGAGAGAAAUAAGGUCGUGAUUAACUACUGGCUGGGGCUGAACGAAUUCGCUGAUUUGAGCCACCAAGAGUUCAAGAGCAAGUACCUUGGGCUCAAGCCUGGGUUUUCUCCAAGAAGAGAGUCCACUGAAGAUUUCACUUACAGGGAUGUUGAUUUGCCAAAAUCUGUGGAUUGGAGAAAGAAAGGUGCUGUCACCCAUGUCAAGAAUCAAGGAUCAUGUGGUAGUUGCUGGGCAUUUUCAACCGUUGCCGCGGUGGAGGGGAUAAAUCAGAUUGUGACAGGGAAUUUGACAUCUCUGUCGGAGCAGCAAUUGAUUGAUUGCGACAGGACUUACAACAGUGGCUGCAAUGGAGGACUCAUGGAUUAUGCAUUCUCCUUUAUAGUAGCUAAUGGGGGAAUCCACAGGGAGGAAGACUAUCCUUACAUAAUGGAGGAAGGUACCUGCGAAAUGACCAAGGGCGAAUCCCAAGUUGUCACCAUUAGUGGUUACCGUGACGUUCCACAGAACAAUGAACAGAGCUUAUUGAAAGCACUUGCAAACCAACCCCUCAGUGUGGCCAUUGAGGCUUCGGGGAGAGAUUUCCAAUUUUACGGUGGGGGAGUUUUCGACGGGCACUGUGGAAGUGAACUAGAUCACGGGGUGGCAGCUGUUGGCUAUGGCACAUCAAAAGGGUUGGAUUAUGUAAUUGUCAAGAAUUCAUGGGGAUCUAAAUGGGGAGAGAAGGGAUACAUCCGUAUGAGGCGAAACACUGGCAAGCCCGAGGGCCUCUGUGGGAUUAACAAGAUGGCUUCUUAUCCCACCAAGAACAAAUAAUUCCAUUAACAUCAAUGCUGAUGUUUUUCUUUCCAGCAAUGUAACCAUUUCUUAUGUAUUCUAAUAAGCAUGCCAGUCAUUGCUCGUCUAAAAAGAACCAUAUUCAAACAAAUGGGAAACCGCAUUAUAUGCAGAUUGACAAACCGUUACAAUUUGAUGAU